GUUGCACAGACAGAGCAAGGGAGAAAAACAGACGGAGAACCAAACAAUGGCAGCCGAAGGAGGUCUGAAGCUGCUCGGCUUGACGGUGAGCCCGUUCGUCAUCCGCGUACGCAUGGCGCUGCAGAUGAAAGGCAUCGGCUACGAGUACAUGGAGCAGGACCUGUUCACCAAGGGCGAGCUCCUCCGCAAGUCCAACCCGGUGCACAUGAAGGUCCCGGUGCUCAUCCGCGACGGCAGACCCAUCUGCGAGUCGCUGGCCAUCGUGCAGUACGUCGACGAGGCCUGGGCGGCCACGGGCCCCUCGAUCCUCCCCGCCGACCCCUACGACCGCGCCGCCGCUCGCUUCUGGGCCGCCUACGCCGACAGCAAGCUCUUGCCUGCGUGGGUAGGCAUCAUGUGGGCGGCGACGGAGGAGGAGAGGGCGGAGAAGGUCGGCGACACGCUCGCGGCUAUGGGCCAGUUGGAGGAGGCGUUCGGCAAGUGCUCGAAGGGAAAGGCCUUCUUCGCCGGCGAUUCCGUCGGGUACCUCGAUCUCGUCGUCGGCUCGCAGUUGCUCUGGUUCGAGGCGCUGCGGAAGAUGUUCGGCGUCGUGGUCAUCGAGGUCGGCAGAGCUCCACUCUUGGCCGCGUGGGUGGAGCGGUUUGGGGAGACUGAUACGGCCAAGGAGGUGGUGCCGGACGUUGACACGGCGGUGGAGUACCUGAAGAAGCUUCAGUCUCAUCGGGCUGGUGCCACUGUUGCCCAGUUGCUGUCGUGACAAAAGUACAUUUCGUCCGGUUAGCAAGAACAGCGAUUUUUCUGUUUAGGCCAGCUCUAUAGUCAUGUCUUGCAAGGAUGCAAAGAAUGAACUGGUUUCCAUCCUGACACCACGUAGCUACUUCUCCAAAGAGGACGACAAAUCGUUUGUAAGAAAUCAUAAGUGUAUUCUUUGUCGUGGAUAUAAUCCUGACAAUACUACAGGGGUGUGAAUGUAGAUACAAUCAUAUCUACCGAUCAGUGUGGGAUAAGAGUACGCUCAAGGAAUUAUAUAAAUUUAGGGCCUCGAUGGGGGAGGUAAUACAUUACUCA
This is a messenger RNA of Triticum aestivum (bread wheat), 1068 nucleotides long. Its product is annotated as probable glutathione S-transferase GSTU6. The transcript has 2 exons. Gene Ontology annotation, biological process: glutathione metabolic process. Gene Ontology annotation, molecular function: glutathione transferase activity. The record is from RefSeq and is a predicted model, not a curated record. Gene Ontology annotation, cellular component: cytoplasm. Lineage: Eukaryota; Viridiplantae; Streptophyta; Magnoliopsida; Poales; Poaceae. The coding region runs from base 47 to 757 and encodes 236 amino acids.